Messenger RNA from Formica exsecta, 1956 nucleotides. RefSeq lists its product as uncharacterized. The transcript has 3 exons. Lineage: Eukaryota; Metazoa; Arthropoda; Insecta; Hymenoptera; Formicidae. Gene Ontology annotation, biological process: DNA replication. The record is from RefSeq and is a predicted model, not a curated record. Bases 1 to 1956 code for a protein of 651 amino acids. Gene Ontology annotation, molecular function: DNA binding; nucleotide binding; DNA-directed DNA polymerase activity.
AUGCCGGGUACACCGUGCUCGAUCGAGUACGCGAUGUUAUGGGCAGGUAUAACAGCGUUAAGGUUAAUACCGCUUUCAACGGCGAGUUCGUCUUGGGCGACAACGGUGAACGUAAACAGGUAUAAUCCUAUGCACGCCGGAUGUCGCGUCGAGAUACCGCGAGAGAUCAAGUUGAAAAGAGCGGUGAUUAAUGUACGAUCUACGGAUAACGCGUUUUUCGCGUGGGCGGUAGUCGCCGCUCUAUAUCCGGUCGAAAGACACACGGAAAGAAGCUCGCGGUAUUCUCACUACUCAACGGUGUUGAAUCUGGAGGGCGUCGAGUUUCCCAUGAAUUUGAACGGAAUCACCAGCGCGGACUGCGGAAGAAUGAACGAGUGCUCGAUCGUCCUUCCUAUCGAAGACGACAAGUGGCUAAAUUUUCGCAACCAUAAUAGAAAGGAGCGACUUCCGUUCGUGGUGUACGCCGAUCUGGAAUGCGCGCUAAAGAAGAAGGGGGAGAAGAGAACAUCGAACACAUCCAUCGUUCAACAUCAUAAGGUCUAUAGCGCGGGAUAUUACGCGCAAUGCGCGUUCGACGACGCUAAAUCAGUGUACAGAGCUUAUCGCGGCGAGAAUUGCGUAUCGUGGUUCGUCCGGGAACUGUACGAUCUGGCCCUUAGCGCGAGGAUUAUUCUCGACACCUAUGUGCCUAUGGCGGAUCUUACGACGGAUGAAUGGGAAAGAUUCAAGAACGCGACGCAUUGUCACGUGUGCGAAAAACCGUUUGAACCGGAAGAUGCUCGCGUAUGCCAUCACAGUCAUCUGACCGAACGAUAUAGAGGUCCCGCGCAUUCGAAUUGUAAUCUAAAUUAUAAGGAAUCGUACGUCAUUCCUAUAUUCUUUCACAAUUUAUCGGGCUACGACGCGCAUUUCAUCAUCAGAGAUAUGGCUAGCGCCUUUCCCGGUAGCGUCGAAUUGUUGCCGCUGACGAAGAAAACGUACAUCUCCUUCACGAAGAACGUCGAACACGCAUCGAACGGGAGAUGGUUCGGGAGACGGGAGAAAUUGCGUUUCGUGGAUUCCUUCAAGUUUGUAAGCGCGAGUCUCGAAAAAUUAGCGUCGUACCUCGACAAGAGCGAGCUGACGAUCACGCGUUCUGAAUUUUUCGAUCUCCACGACGCCGAUUUCGAGCUCCUUACGCGAAAAGGUGUAUUUUCGUACGAUUAUGUCGACAGUGUUGAUAAGUUGCGGGAGACUUGUCUACCGCCGCGCGAGGCGUUCUACAGUUCGUUGACCGGUGAUAUCGUAUCCGCUGGUGAUUACGCGCACGCGAUAAGAGUCUGGGAGCGGUUUCGCGUCGAGACGUUGGGUGACUAUAGCGAUCUGUAUCUGAAAACCGAUGUUCUUCUAUUGGCCGAUGUCUUCGAAAAUUUUCGCGACGCGAUCUGUGCGAAAAGUUAUGGUUUAGAUCCCGCGCACUAUUACACGUUACCUGGAUACACGUGGGACGCUAUGUUAAAGCAUACGGGCGUUCGAUUUGAGCUGUUAACCGACAUCGAUAUGAUAAUGUUCGUGGAACGCGGAAUACGCGGCGGGCUAAGUCAGUGUUCCAAUAGAUACGCGCGCGCUAAUAACAAGUACGUACAGUCGUACGAUCCCUCGGAACCACCGUCGUAUCUUAUGUAUUUCGACGUAAAUAAUUUGUACGGAUGGGCGAUGUGUCAAUCGUUGCCUUGCAAAGAUUUUCAAUGGGUCGACGAUGUUACGAGCAUCAACUUAAUGUCCAUAACGUCGAACUCGCCUAUCGGUUAUAUUCUAGAAGUCGAUCUUACGUAUCCGCUCGACCUUCAUGACUCUCACGGUGACUUGCCGUUUUGCUCGACGCGCGAUAAGCCGCCCGGAAAACGACAGAAUAAACUUCUCGCCACGCUGUACGAUAAGCGCCAUUACGUGACGUAUUAUCAUACAUCGAACUGA